AUGGAUGAAUGGCAGAGGUUGUCUUCUCAUGAACAGCUGUCUGAGAACUUUGCUCUUUCUAAAUCACUGGACUUUGAGAGGAUGGAAAGAGGAAGAAAAUGUGGAUUUCGCUUCAUGGAUCUGGAAGAUGACUUAGAACUUGGGUCUUUUUCCAGAAUUAUUGGAGGACGAAUGUCUAUGCCAGGAGGGCAACCAUGGCAGGUCUCCGUCAAGCGAGGCCGUUCUCAUUUCUGCGGUGGCAGUUUGAUUGGUGAUGAUGUGGUGGCCACUGCAGCUCACUGCGUCGUAGAUUUAGAUCUAAAAGUUAUGAAGAAUCUGAUUGUGACUGUUGGGGAGUUUGAUCUCGGCAGUGGGGAUGAAGAAGAACAGAGCGUCUCAGUCUCUGAAAUUGUUGUCCAUCCUGACUUCAACAGAUUUGGGAAUAUGGAUUCAGAUAUAGCAUUGCUGUUUUUGAAACACCAGGUACAAUAUGGCUAUGAAGUACAGCCUAUCUGUCUUCCCCACAAGGAUGAUGUAUUUGAAGCCGGAACGCUCUGCGUUGUGAGUGGAUGGGGCAAAACCUCUGAGGAUGGGCCUCUGUCAAACGUCCUACAGGAAGUGGAGCUUCCCAUCAUUGACAGCAUAACCUGCAGUGAAGUGCUGAAAACUUUAAAUUUGCCCCCAGGACAGAGGUCCAUGCUGUGUGCUGGUUUUCCAGAUGGUGGAAGAGAUGCGUGCAAGGGUGAUUCUGGAGGGCCCCUGGCAUGUAGGAAAGCCAGCGGCAUCUGGACAUUGGUAGGCAUCACCUCGUGGGGAAUUGGUUGUGGAAAAGGCUGGGUAACUGUCAAGAGGAUCAACGGCAGUAGAGGUUCUCCAGGAAUUUUCUCUAAAGUGAAUGAGCUCCUGGAUUUCAUUACUCAACAUAUGACCUCUGCUCAGGAUUGUGCUGUUGUGGCCCGCCAGCAGCAAGCAGAUCUAGUAGCAGAUUCGGACAAAUCUGGCCCAAGCUUUCUGUUUGCAUCCAGCCGAGAAGAGUGCAAUCCCCAUGGAACGCUGGUGUUUGGUGAAAGUGGCCUUGUUCGGUAUCCCCGCUUGGCUGAAGACAACUACCUUGAUAAUAGCUGGUGCGUUUGGAACCUAACUGUAUCUGAAGAUAAAAUCAUUCUGGUGGAAUUUAUCAAACUAGACGUAGAAGAUCAGAUUGAAUGUGACCGUGACUACGUUGCUUUCUAUUCAAGUGAGAAGGAAUUAAUUGGCAAAAUCUGUGGCGAUGUCCUGCCUUCCCCCUUGCUGAUAGAGUCGGACCAAGCCAUUGUUAUAUUUGUGUCGGAUGGCAGCAUUGGUGGCAGAGGCUUUGAAUUCACCUUCAGUGCUGUGCAUCCAGCAUCUGAAGCAGGCUCUGGCUGUGGCAGUGUUGCAAUGCUGGUGGAAGAAGGAAAGAUUGACACGGCUAAUUACCCUGAUGUAUAUCCCAGCGGCACAAAAUGCCACUGGCUCAUUGAAGCCCCAGUGGACCAUGUCAUCAAGUUGGAGUUUGAAGACUUUGCUGUUGAAAUCAGCCAGGAUUGUAUUUAUGAUGCUGCUGUUGUUUAUGGAGACACCGAAGAAGACCACCAGCUAGCUCUCCUGUGUGGUUUCUCAAUUCCUUCACCUGUGUGGAGCUCAGGGAACAUCAUGCUGAUCCAGUUUGAGAGCGAUGAAGAAAAUAACUUCCGGGGAUUCAAGGCCAAGUUCACUUUUUUCUCUUCAGCAACAUCUAAAGCUGAAUAUGAAGGGCUGCUCUCUGUAUCUGCUUUUGAACCAAAAGAUAUCCCACUGGCUUUUGAUUCCUCUUCUCUUGUUGUAGAUAUAUGUGGUUUCCCCCCUUUUGGUCCUCAGAGGCUGACAAGACAUAUCAUUGGGGGAGAAGAAGCUUGCCCUCACUGCUGGCCCUGGCAUGUGAGUUUGCACUUUCUGGGUGAUUAUAGGUGUGGCGGUGCCAUCAUCAACGCGACUUGGGUGCUCACAGCCGCUCACUGCGUAAAGAUAACAAAUAAUCCAUCAUAUUGGACUGUUGUUGCUGGAAGCCAUGACAGGCUACUGAAAGAAGCUGCUGAGCAGGUAAGAAGAGUCGAGAGCAUUACGGUGCACCCGGCCUUUGAGGUUGCAAGUUACGAUUCUGAUAUUGCUCUCGUCCAGCUGCAAACGCCUCUGAUCUAUAGUGCAGCAGUGAGGCCUGUGUGCUUGCCAAGUUCCAUGGAGCCGUUGCUGUCCUUGGAGCUUUGUACCGUGACUGGCUGGGCAAGUUUCCAAGAAGCUGGAGGCCUUGCUACCCGUCUACAGCAAAUGCAUGUCCCACUGGUGGCCAAUGACCUCUGUGAGCAAAACUACUACUUUAAUCACCCUGGAGGCAUCACACCUCAGAUGCUCUGUGCUGGUUUUGCAUCUUUGGAAGGCCGCGAUUCCUGCCAGGGGGAUUCAGGUCUGCUGGUUUGCCAAAAUGAACACAAGCAAUUUAUGCUCCACGGACUUGCUAGCUGGGGUGUGGGCUGUGCUCAGCCUAAGAGACCAGGCGUUUAUUCACGAGUGAGUGCCUUUUUUGACUGGAUUGUAUCUGUAAUGAAAGGUCCUCUACAAGAUAGAGAUAUUCGAAAAGGUAUGACCGCUGUGUUUGUGUAUGAAAAAUGUACUAAAGUAGAAAGGAGUAGGUAUAUUGUGGCCCGCCAGCGGCCCGUGGAGUUAGCAGCAGAUUCGGAGCGAUGUCCAGUCUUGGAUUUGAUCCCAGUGGGGGUCGCAGAAAUAGUUUCUCCAAACUAUCCAGACAUCUAUCCUAAUUUACUAAACUGCACUUGGACAAUCUAUUCUGCUUCAGGAAGCAAACUAAAAACCGUGAUACAAGAUGUUGUUAUUGAGGAUGCUAAAGACUGCAUUUGGGACUCCCUGAGCUUCUAUGAUGGACCAGAUCAACAUUCACAAUUGCUUGGAACACUGUGUGGCCACAAAAGGAACCUUCAACUGUUUUCGAGCAGCAGCUACUUGACAGUGCAUUUCAGAACAGAUGGCUCGGUUGGGGCCAAGGGCUUCAAGAUCAGUUUUGAAGAGAUGAAUCAAGGAUCGGUUCAGAGAAGCGAGAAUGGGAUAGAACUCAACAGUCCAUGUAAUAAGCGAGAGUUGGGGGGACCUCUUAUAUGCAAGAUUGAUGGACGUUAUAAGCUUGUUGGUCUUGAGAGCUGGACUAGUGCCCAUUGUGAACCAGAGUCUCCAACAGUCUACACGCAAAUCUCUUUUUACAGAAAUUGGAUUUCAGCAGUGAUUUAUGGACAAUUGUGAAAAAUGAACUUAAAAAAGCACAACUGUAAUAGAAGUUGUGCUUCAGAAGGACUAAUUUGUCAAGUGUUGCCAAAUCUUCAUGUAUUUUCUCAGAAUCAGUUCUGGAGAAACUAAUGCCAUCUUGCUAUUUAUUGAAAGCAUGAUG
Messenger RNA from Thamnophis elegans (Western terrestrial garter snake), 3433 nucleotides. RefSeq names its product ovochymase 1 (gene OVCH1). NCBI's taxonomy places the organism in Eukaryota, Metazoa, Chordata, Lepidosauria, Squamata, Natricidae. Gene Ontology annotation, biological process: acrosome reaction; proteolysis. The coding region runs from base 1 to 3288 and encodes 1095 amino acids. Gene Ontology annotation, molecular function: serine-type endopeptidase activity. The transcript has 24 exons. The record is from RefSeq and is a predicted model, not a curated record.